Molecule: messenger RNA, 3915 nt
Organism: Nerophis lumbriciformis (worm pipefish)
Lineage: Eukaryota; Metazoa; Chordata; Actinopteri; Syngnathiformes; Syngnathidae
Source: RefSeq, a predicted model, not a curated record
GCUGGAAUCUUUGAACUGGUAGAGCUGGUGGGAAACGGCACCUACGGCCAAGUGUACAAGGGUCGCCAUGUUAAAACGGGGCAGCUGGCGGCAAUCAAGGUCAUGGAUGUCACUGGUGACGAGGAAGAAGAGAUCAAAGCAGAAAUCAACAUGCUGAAAAAGUACAGCCACCACCGCAACAUUGCUACCUACUACGGCGCGUUCAUCAAGAAGAACCCGCCAGGAAUGGACGACCAGCUAUGGCUGGUCAUGGAGUUCUGCGGCGCCGGCUCGGUGACAGAUCUGAUCAAGAACACGAAGGGGAACUCUCUGAAAGAAGAGUGGACGGCUUACAUCUGCCGAGAGAUUCUCAGGGGCCUGACUCAUCUCCAUCAGCACAAGGUCAUCCACCGAGACAUCAAGGGGCAAAACGUCCUGCUGACGGAGAAUGCCGAAGUCAAACUAGUGGACUUUGGCGUUUCGGCCCAGUUGGACCGCACGGUGGGAAGGAGGAAUACGUUUAUCGGGACGCCAUAUUGGAUGGCCCCAGAGGUGAUCGCCUGCGACGAGAAUCCCGACGCGACGUACGACUUCAAGAGCGAUUUAUGGUCACUGGGCAUCACGGCUAUCGAGAUGGCUGAAGGAGCACCACCGCUGUGUGACAUGCAUCCCAUGAGAGCCCUCUUCCUCAUCCCGCGAAACCCUGCGCCAAGACUCAAGUCAAAGAAAUGGUCAAAAAAGUUCCAGCUGUUCAUUGAGAGCUGCCUGGUAAAGAGCCACGGACAGAGACCCAGCACAGAGCAGCUCCUCAAGCACCCUUUCAUCAGGGACCUCCCCAACGAGAGGCAGGUCCGCAUCCAGCUCAAAGACCACAUCGAUCGCACUAAGAAGAAGCGAGGCGAAAGGGACGACACCGAGUACGAAUACAGUGGCAGCGAAGAAGAAGACGAGGAACGAGACACGGGUGAACCCAGCUCCAUCAUCAACAUCCCCGGCGAGUCAACCCUGCGGCGUGACUUCCUGCGCCUGCAGUUGGCCAAUAAGGAGCGAUCGGAGGCGCAGCGGCGGCAGCAGCUGGAGCAGCAGCAGAACGAGGAGCACAAGCGCCUGCUGCUGGCUGAGAGGCAGAAGCGCAUCGAGGAGCAGAAGGAGCAGCGGCGGCGCCUAGAGGAGCAGCAACAGCGCGAGCGUGAGCUAAGGAAGCAGCACGAAAGGGAACAGAGAAGGCGCUACGAGGAAAUGGAGCAGCUCCGCAGAGAGGAGGAGCGGCGGCACGCUGAAAGAGAACAGGAGUAUAUCCGUAGGCAGCUGGAAGAGGAGCAAAGACAGUUAGAGAUUCUCCAACAACAGCUUCUACAGGAGCAAGCGCUUCUGAUGGAGUACAAACGCAAGCAGGUGGAGGAGCAGCGGCAGGCCGAACGUCUGCAGAGGCAACUCCAGCAGGAGAGGGCCUACCUAGUGUCUCUACAGCAACAGCAGCAGGAGGGACGGCAGGCGGAGAAGAAACAGCUUUACCAUUACAAAGAUCUCGUUAAUCCCAAUGACAAGCCGACCUGGGCUAAAGAGGUGGAGGAGAGGUCUAAGAUGAACAGACAGAGUUCUCCAGCACAGCAGCCCAAAGUGUCUAACCGGAUCUCCGACCCUUCCCUCCCUUCCCGAUCCGAGUCCUUCAGCAGCAGCGGGGGCAUGCAAGCCACCCGAACUCCACCUGUCCAUCGUCCCAUCGAACCCCAGAUGGCCCACCUUGUUCCAGUCAAGACGCACUCCAGCUCCAUGUCGGGUUCUCAAUCCCUGCAAGAGCAGACGGUAUCUGCUCUGGGCGAGGGCGCGGGCUCACCCAGGUCCGACAUUCCGCGGCAGAACUCUGACCCGACUCCCGACACUCAAACACCGCCACUGCGCAUCGCUGACAGGGAUCGGGAGAGGUCCACAUGGCAGAGAGAGGAAGACCUGCUACCCAAGAUCCCCCAGAGGACUGCACCCAUUUCUCCAGCUUUGGUCAGAAAAAAUUCCCCCAACGGAGGCGUCUGUUUGGGACCUCGCACGGGUACUCAGCUCAUACGAGCAAGUAAUCCAGACCUACAGCGUUCCGAGCUGUCUCUUGAUGCCAUGUUGCAACGAACUUCCUCCAACUCGUCUUCGUCCUCAUCACCCUCGUCUCAGGGAGGCUCGGUUGAAAGAAGAGGUACAUUUGCUCUUUCUGGACAUAACAGACAGGAAGCAUCACCGUUGGGAGCCAAUCCGGAGGCCAAAUCCAAGCAGGAGGAGGGCCGUGAAUCGAGCAGACCCAGCAGGCCUGCAAGUUAUAAGAAAGCCAUAGAUGAGGACCUCAGUGCUUUGGCGAAGGAACUACGGGAGUUGAGGGUCGAGGAGGGGAGCCGGCCUCCAGUCAAGGUGACUGAUUAUUCGUCCUCCAGCGAGGAGUCUGAGAGCAGCGACGAGGAUGGCGAAACUGUGGGGAAUGAUGGAACUGUGGCCGUGAGCGACAUCCCUCGCAUCAUGCCGGCGGUGCAAAGCAGCAGCGAGUCAUACAAAGGACUGAGCGAGGACUCCCUGGGAGAGCCCUACAGUAACUCCAAGGACGGCACGCUGGUCAUGAGAGAGGUGACGGCAGAUAAGAGGCGAGGCGGCCACGCCGACAGCAACGGCUUCGGGAAUCACAGUAACCACGGCAACCUGCCCGACCUGGUGCGGCAGAGCAACUCGCCCACGGCCGUGCCCUCCGCCCUGCAGGAGUUGGGCGACAUGCCCGAGUUUGGUCUCGGCGGCUCCAAGGCGUCCUUCACCCCAUUCGUCGACCCCCGUGUCUAUCAAACAUCUCCUAACGAUGAAAAUGAGAACUCUGCAGCUGCCAUGUUCGCCAACGAGCUGUUAAGGCAGGAACAGGCGCGACUCAAUGAGGCCAGAAAGAUCUCUGUGGUCAAUGUGAACCCCACCAACAUCCGACCGCAUAGUGACACGCCCGAGAUCCGCAAGUACAAGAAGCGUUUCAACUCGGAAAUCCUUUGCGCCGCGCUCUGGGGCGUGAAUCUACUGGUGGGAACAGAGAACGGCCUCAUGCUGUUGGACCGAAGCGGUCAGGGAAAAGUUUACAAUUUGAUCACCAGACGGCGUUUUCUCCAGAUGGAUGUCCUGGAGGGCCUAAAUGUGCUCGUCACUAUAUCUGGGAAAAAGAACAAGCUACGUGUCUACUACCUGUCUUGGUUAAGGAACCGAAUACUGCACAAUGAUCCCGAAGUGGAGAAGAAGCAAGGCUGGAUCACCGUCGGAGAGCUCGAAGGAUGCGUGCAUUAUAAAGUUGUGAAGUACGAGAGGAUUAAAUUUCUGGUGAUUGCGCUGAAGAACUCUGUAGAGAUCUACGCCUGGGCUCCCAAGCCGUACCACAAGUUCAUGGCCUUUAAGUCGUUCGCCGAACUGCAGCACCGUCCGCAGCUGGUGGACUUGACUGUGGAGGAAGGCCAAAGGUUGAAGGUUAUUUAUGGCUCCAGCGUUGGCUUCCACGUCAUCGACGUGGACUCGGGCAACCCGUACGACAUCUACAUCCCGUCCCACAUUCAGAGCCAGGUGACGCCGCACGCCAUCGUGGUGUUGCCCAAGACGGACGGCAUGGAGAUGCUGCUGUGCUACGAAGACGAGGGCGUCUACGUCAACACCUACGGCAGGAUCACCAAAGAUGUGGUGCUGCAGUGGGGGGAGAUGCCCACCUCUGUUGCCUACAUCCACUCCAAUCAAAUCAUGGGGUGGGGCGAGAAAGCCAUCGAGAUCCGCUCGGUGGAAACGGGUCACCUGGACGGAGUCUUCAUGCACAAGCGAGCACAGAGACUCAAGUUCCUGUGUGAGCGCAACGACAAGGUGUUCUUUGCAUCGGUGCGCUCAGGAGGCAGCAGCCAAGUGUUCUUCAUGACCCUAAACAGGAGCUCCAUGAUGAACUGGUGA